Eimeria tenella is the source of this 828-nucleotide messenger RNA. RefSeq lists its product as uncharacterized. The record is from RefSeq and is a predicted model, not a curated record. The coding region runs from base 1 to 828 and encodes 275 amino acids. The transcript has a single exon. NCBI's taxonomy places the organism in Eukaryota, Apicomplexa, Conoidasida, Eucoccidiorida, Eimeriidae.
AUGGAGCUGCGGCGGCGGUCGCGGCCUGAAGUGUACGAGGGCGUGGACGCGGGCAGCGUGCACCGGCCGUGGGCUCCUCCUCCGCAGCAGCAGCAGCAGGAGCAGCAGCAGCAGCAGGAGGAGCAGCAGCAGCAGCAGCUGGUGACGCGGGAAGUGCUGCAGCAGCACUGCAGCAGCAGCAACUGCUGGGUGUGCGUGCGGGGCGUGGUGUUCGACCUGUCUCCUUUGGUGUCUCUGCAGCGCAACGCGCUGGCGCUGCCUUUGAUUGAAAACGCAGGAAGGGACAUUUCGGAUUGGUUUUGCUGCUGCAGCAGCAGCGGUUUGCUGCUGCCUGCUGCUGUUGCUGCAGUGCGCAGCGACGCGGCCGAGGUGUACGUACACCCCAGCCGCCCCUUCCUCCACGUCCCGGGCUCGGGGUGUACAGACACCCCGUGGUGGCGCGACCGCCGCUACGUUGUGGGGUGUCUCCUGUCUCCAAGUGUCUCCGUGCAGCUGCUGAGUCCGCUGACGCAGCAGCAGCAGCAGCUGCUGCUGCCGCCCCACACGCCCCUUUCUGUCUCCUUGCUGCAGCAGCUCAGCAGCAGCAACAAACACGCAGCAGCUUAUUCCUUCUCCUUCAAGGGGACAGCUCUCGACCUCUCCCAAACCCCUGCAGCAAACGGGCUGCUGCUCGCCCAGCCCCAAAAGGAGACACCUGCUGCAGCAGCAGCAGCAGCAGAACCAGCAGCAGCAGCUGGGGAGGAGACAGACGGCCAGACGCAGCAAGAGACACCCCCCUAUGUCCCCACCAUACUCAUGCACUUCCAGGACGACCUCCUCGCCAUCUAA